CCAAUAAAAAUUAAGUCUUUUAACAAUCUUUUAUUUUCCUUUUAUUAAAAACUAAAUUUUUAACUUCAUUUUACAUUUGUAAUUCAAUUAUAUCUCAUAUUUUCUCUGUUUGUUGCACUUUGGAUUUGUUCGUUUGAUGAUAAAAGGUAUCAACAACUGAAUUAUUACUUUUGGUAUAGUUUUAUAGAAUAAUGUGAUAUUUUGCUUGCAAUCUAAUAUUUAAUUAUGUAUUUCUACGUAAAAAUUUGUAUUUUAACGUAGCAUCUUAUCAAUAUUGUUCUCAUAUUUUUAUUUAUCUGAUAGUUAUUUAUUAAAGUUUAAUAGAUUUAACUAAGUAAUCACAAACAUAAGAAUUAUAAUAUAAAAUAUGUAUACUUUUGAAUUUAAGUUUGAGGUUUUGUUUUUGGCGAAGAACAUUUUAAAUUUCAAAUAUGGAAUUUUGUAGACUUAAAAAUAAAAUGUUUUUUUUGGAGAUAUCCUAAGUUCAUUCUAUAGGAUUUCCCAACAACAUGUACAGUUGGCAUACUAUCUAUUUAUGUUAUUCAACUGGAAAUGUAUCGAAGUUAUUAUUGUCCAGAAAAUUAUGGUUUAACAACAAAACAAAAUGAAACUAAGGAAAAACAAACAACAAAGGUUAUCUUUAAUUUGCAUAUUUGAAUAUAUGUUACUCGACUUGAAAGUCAAGGAAAUCAUCACUGCAACUGGCCUAACUUUCGCACUACGUAAUUUCGAAAAAGCAAUGCGGAUUUGACGCGCUGAUUUUGCUUUAAACAGGCACGAAGAUAAUAGCGUCGUGUCAUAAUUAGGAAUUCAUUCUGAUAUUAUAUGAAUUCUUCAGAACCAAAGAAGAAUAUAGGCAGCUAUAUAAUUAUCUGAAAACUAAAAUAUUAAACAUUAACACGGGCUCUAGAUACAAACGAAUCAAAUGCCCUUAUGCUAUUGACUAGAAAAAGAAAAAAAAUCUCAGAUACUUUCAGAUACUCUUCCUCUGAAUUCUAUUUUAUUUUGAUUAAUUUUUAAUUCAAAAUCUGAUUAAAAUUUUAAUAUACCUCUAAUAAAUGCAUGGUCUUGAUCAUGAAGAAGAUAUUCGCUUGUGGAAGGGAAAGGUCGAGGUUUAUCAACCGGUUUUCAGUACUAAGCACACUUGGCACCUAGUUCGAACGGUAGCAAUUAAGAAACAAUGGUAUGGAGUAGUCUCGUUCCCCCUGGCGACACCAAAAUACUCCAUACACACCUGGCUCGCUGUGCAAGAUCGUCUUGCUACUUGCGAUAGAUUGGUUAAGUGGUACGCUCAGGUUGAAACAGCUUGCUUGCUAUGUAAUCACACUAUGGAGACUCGGAAUCACUUAUUUUCGAGUGUUCUUAUUAUGAGGAGAUUUGGAGAGGUUUAGCAGGAAGGAUUAUGGGAGCCAGAUACACCAAUAAUUGGGACAGUCUGGUUCUCCUUUUAGCUGCUGGAGAUUGGGAUUGGGAUAAGAUUACUUGCUUCAUACUUCGGUAUCUGUUGUAGGCAGUGGUUUACUUGGUUUGGAGGGAGAGAAACCGUAGGAAGCAUGGGGAGCAUCACCAACCUGCCAGUAGAUUGCAGCAUAUGAAUGAUAAAAUCAUUCGUAAUAGGAUCUCCACAAUUCAACAUACCGGAAGAAAAAGAUAUGAAGGAGCAAUGUCAGUCUAGUUUGCUUACCACACAAGUUAAUCAGAUUACUCAAGUGUAAAUUCAGAUUUUUUAGCCAUUUUUGGUAGAAGUCAAGCUGCAUUCCUUGUAACAACGUUUUUGGAUUGAAUAAAUUUGACAUUCAUUCGAAAAAAUGCACUUAUUUACAUGCUAUGCCAUUUAACUUAAUUUUCCUUACUAUCUCUACAGAGUGUGAUUGGUAGUGGCUCUAGGUACUAGUCAUAGCCCUAUUUAUUUAUACAACACUAAAUCACUAAAUCACAGCAAUCAUGCUUUAAUAAAAAAAUCAAAAUAACAUCUCUUGAAAUAACGUACAGCUGUACAAGUGCUCUGUAGAGCCAAAAAUCCAGAGCAUUUUUUGGAGCUUUCUAUAAAAUUCUAAAGCAAUAAAAUCUAUAGCCACAACAAAAAGUUUACAAAUUUUUUCUUCAGCAAAAUUUUUAAAGUCACAGUCAUUACCAAUCGGACACAUAGAUCUUUCUUUCAUUUUUCAUUUUCAUUUUUUUCCUCUUUUCUUUUUUCUCUCUUUUCUUUCAUUCUUCGAUCCAAAUCUCUUGUUCUUCGAUUUUUUUUAUUAUGAAUUCUAUGUUUUUCCUUAUGUUUUUCUCUUGUUCUUCAACAUAUAUAUUCUUCUUUGAAUCUCUUUUAUUCUUUUAUGAAUUCGAUCUGUUUUCUUCUUUUUUUUCUGUUUUAGUGGUCUUUCUUCGCGAUUUAAGAUUUUUCUACGAUUUCCUCAUUUUUUAAUUUGAUUUUCUCUUUUAGAUCUGGCAUGUUACAGUAUAUAUAAAAACUAUAAAAGAAUUUUUUUAACCUAAAAACAAAGUUUUACAAAGUUAUACAGUCAUUCAAGUAUAACUUUGUAUAACUGUAGAACUUGAUUAAACUAGGUACAAAGUUUUACAAAGUUGUACCUCGACAAUGGUACAACUUAGUAAAACUGUGUGCCUAGUUAUACUAAGAUGUACAAUCGUUUAAGUACAACUUGAUAAAAUUGUAAAACUUGUAAAUUGUAAAAUUGUAAAACUUGGUAAAAUUUAGAGUUUGGUAAAAUGGUAAAACUAGGUGAAAUUUGACCUCGAUUACUGAGAUAUAAAAAUUUGAAAUUGUAAAUUACUAAAUUUGAUUCAGAGGAAAAAAUAAGAGCAAAAUCAAAUUUGUCUUAUUUCAUUAAAUAUAAGAGUAUGAAAAAAAAACUUUUUUGGUUCUUUGAGAUUAUUUCUCCAGACGAGACUGAUGAAUGUAUAAUUUUUUUUUAAAAUCUUUGCAAUAAACAAAUUUAUGUUAUUGACACUAGUACUCAACUUGUUGAUAUGUUUAAUCCACUUGUUCGUUAUUGAAUACUAUAAGAUUAAGAUUGUAAAAGUAAAAAAAUUAAAAGAAAUAUAUGAAGGGAUGAGAGCAAGAAAGUCAAGAAAGCCAUACUUUCCUUUGUUUUUAUCUUUAAAGCCUCUUUGGUUUGUUCUUCUUUCUUUUGCAAAUCUUCAUUUCUCCGGUCAAUUCUGAAAACGCGUAAGCUCUCUUUCUCGUUAAAAGUUUGUUUCAGGUUUAAUAAUGGAUGAUCACAAUAAUGAUAAUCAUCAUCAUCAUCAUCUAGGUGUGAAUAAGAUGGGAAAAAACAUCCGUAAAGAGCCAUCAAACCAGCAAAAUCAACAACAAAAUCCUCAAGCUUUGGUUUAUAACAUUAACAAGACCGAUUUCAGAUCCAUUGUUCAACAGUUAACCGGACUCGGCUCAGCUUCUUCUGUCAAUCCUCCACAGUCAACAAACUCAAACCCACCAAAACCUCCAAAUUCACGGUUGGUCAAAGUUAGACCAGCUCCUUUGACUCAAGUAAACCGCCCUCCACCUCCACAUCCAGUUCAAUCGAAUCCAAUGGCCUCUGAACCGGUUCAACCUAUUAACCAAUUAUCAAUCAACCCGGCCGAAUCUCCAAUCUCGGCUUAUAUGCGUUACCUGAUCGAAUCAAGCCCGGUUGGAAAUCAACCUCAACCACACAACCAAAACCCGGUUCAGCCAUCAACUGGUUUGUUUCCUUCACAACAAACCGGUCCUAAUCCAAUGUUAUUCCAGUCUCCAGUUUCGCAGUUUGUUUUGUCUCCGACGCCAAGAUCGCCGUUUCCAUUAUUAUCACCCAAUUUCGCGUUUUCACCGCGGUUUUUAGGCGGUAACGAGUCUCUACCUCCGCCAUCACCAGGCUUUUUCUUCCCUUUGCUCAGUCCAUUAUGGAAAAAUCAAUAGCUUAAUAGUAGUGUGUAUAAAUAUAGUCUUGUAAACACAAUGUAACAUGUAUUAGGAAGACAAUUGCUCAUUUCGAUUUAUGUAUUGGAUAAUUGGAGUGUUGAGUUUGGAUUUAAUGCUUGAAAAUCAACAUUUAUAUGUUGUUUAUCUUAUAAUAUAUAUAGGGGAUACCUUACUAAUAUAUUCUUGACCAUUGUC
Brassica rapa (field mustard) is the source of this 4111-nucleotide messenger RNA. RefSeq names its product protein HAIKU1. The record is from RefSeq and is a predicted model, not a curated record. Lineage: Eukaryota; Viridiplantae; Streptophyta; Magnoliopsida; Brassicales; Brassicaceae.